CGUGAUACAAGUUGUAAUUCUGGACACAAGUCGUGCAGUAUCAAAUAGGUAAGUGCUUACUACCCUGGACAACAAAGCAAAAUUUUCGAUGAAGAACGCAAUAUCGAACAAAAUGGACACCUUUCUCCGCGAGCCCUUUCGCACGCGCACCACGCUCUACGGGACCGAAAGGGACGCGUUUGUUGCCACGUCCCAGCCGCUCGCGACCCAAGCGGGGCUGGAGAUUUUGCGAAGAGGGGGCAACGCGGCCGACGCAGCCAUCGCCACGUGCUUGGUCCUAUUAACUGCAAAAGUAUCGUACUGUAGUAUAAACCGCAUGACAAAUUUCCUCAGCGUGAGAAAUGAAAUCUGUAAUGUGGAUUAAAUUUAAGAAAAAGAUUUGUAAUGCGUGACUGCAAUACGAGUGCGAUGCUUUUGCAUAGGAUAGGGCCUGAACGUCGUCGAGCCGUGCUGCUGCGGAUUGGGCGGUGACGCUUUUGCUUUGUACUGGAAAGAAGACGAAAAGCGAGUGUACGGCAUGAACGCAAGUGGUCGCAGUCCGAAGGCGUUGACGCGGGAAAGGGUUGUCGAGGAUGUUGCUAAUACUGCUGAAGUAGAUCAAUUUGCAAUGAAACGAGAAACUACGACUGGUGACGCCGACAAUGAUAUCCACGAUAGUACUACCCCUAUGAUUCCCGAAACCAUCCCGGAAAACUCUGUGCACGCAGUGACGGUUCCCGGCGCAGUCGCUGGCUACAUGGAUUUCCUGGACAAAUUUGGUUCCGGUAACGUCAUAUCAAAUGCAAAUAUGUCUGGGUCUGGAAGAGUGUGAUCUUGCUUGUGCAUGACGUAGAAGGUCUGGCAUGAAAGUCCUAGCAACACAGGUUUUUGAGCAGGCUAGGCGAUGCCCAAUCGGCAUGACAAAUUCCCUCUUUUGGUGACAAGAAAUGGAUAACUUUUGCGGUCCAUGCAUGACAGAUUUUGUUCUGGUCUCAAAUGCGAAUCAGAAGUUUACAUGUUUCCAGACCCAGACAUACUUGCAAUGCCCAUACGUCAGCAGGGAGGAGAUUUUCUCCUUCGCGAUUGAUUUCGCGGAAAACGGAUUUCCCGUCGGCAUCUGGACCGGAGGCUUGUGGGAAAGCUGCGAAGCGUUUCUGCAAGAGAGCGCACGAAAAGGGUUUCACGGGGAGGAGUUGUUGAUGGAGCAGGCAGCAACUAGAAAUAGCUCUACACGAAGAUCGAGCGAGGGGGCCGAGGGUCGUGAGGAGGUUGGCAAGAAUCAUGGAGCAAACAAGUCAGAAACUUCUAAAGCAGCGCCAAACACGGUCAAAGACCACGGUGUGAUGGUCAACAAAAACAUCGCAACCGUUCUGCGGAGGAUUUGCUGCGAGGGAAAGCCCGGGUUUUACGAGGGCGAAACUGCGAGAAAAAUCCUCGACGUCUUGACGGUCGCUCAGAAAAAGCAGAAUUUGCCGGAAAGCUGCAUGACGCUGGAGGACUUGCGGUGGCACCAGGAGUUCGGGGUGGAUAUUUUUGGGGCAAACGACGAAGCUGUUGGCCUCGGGGGACACACAGAAGAGGGCUCGGCGAUUUUUUCCAAGUCGGCAACCAAGCAACGAAUCCUGUCUGUCACCUACCGAGACAAAAUCCGCAUCCACGAGAUGCCGCCCAACGGGCAGGGUAUCACGAGAAAAAAGUACAUACGUACAGUUGCAGCCCCUGCAUGCUGCAAGACGGUCGAGGACGACCUUUGUCAUGUUGCGCAAUAAACUGUUUGCGUGCAGCCUCCGCCCCGUUUCGUGCAGCGUGUGUUUUCGCUUCUGAUCUCUGCAUCGCAAGUUUCCUCUGUCCACAACAUGGCAAAAUGGUUUGUCUUGCUGAUAUGUUAUACCACAGCAAGAGUGUAAAGAAGAACUGUAAAACACUUUUUUCUUCGGAUACAGCGCAUUGCGGCAUUGGUUGGGCUGAACAUUCUGGAGAACUUUGAUUUCGACCAACUUCUUCGAGAGGCCGACUCAUUAAAAGUGUCGCGGAAUAAAGUUGACCGGGAACAACAUCAAAUAGAUGGAAAUGCCGACCAAGAAGCCCAGCGUGUGCACACACUAGUGGAGUGCAUGAAGCUGGCUUUCUAUCGCAAGAAAAAACUGUUUCACUGUGAUGAACUUGUGAUGCAGAAAAUGCAUGAUCACUGAAGUCUUUGUCUUGCUGCACAUGCAAGACAAGUGAUUUUUAGCGGUGUUUUCCCUAUAGGAUCCUCGCGUGGCAGGUUUUCAUUGUAAUGUGUAGCGAAUUUGUAAUGCAAAACUUGCAAAAUCCUUACAGUGAAACAGUUUUUUCUUCCGAUACUUUCCACGAAACCAACUUCUACAUAGCAGACAUGGACUUCUACAGGGAAGAUGAUUUGGAUCUCAACGCGGAAGUUGAGCAUCCCGGCCUCCCACGACCCUAUCCCCACCUGCCCAUCGAGACGCUUCUGUCUAAGGAAUACGCGAAGAAAUUGAGUUAUGGAAGCGUCAGGUUUGAAAUCGACAAAGUUGAAAUGAUUUGUCAUGCAUAAAAUCCACGGCAUGAAAUGCCUGUCUUGCCGGGAUGGCAAGCGAGGCCGACUGUCAGCCUGUUUAGGGUUUGAAGUAGAGCUGCUAAAGUAGCAUGAGCAGUCGUCUGUGCCCAAACAGCACGACAAAUUGGAUUCCGGUGCUCGGAAAAUUUGUCAUGCGCCGCUUGGAAAUUGGGCUUCCGACUGGUAUCGAUUUUAUGCAUUACAUACAAGUUAUUUCAUCAACUUUGACGAUUUCAAACCUCACGCUUUCAUAUGAGUGAAUUGAUAAAGCCGGACUCCACGGUGGAGGAUAGGGUCGGGGAAAUCGAGAAAAUCCGCAGGGAAUUUGCGACGAACAUGGUUCGUGGAAGUGAUUAUACCCGGUCGUGUACUAGCGCCACAGUAAAAACAAACCAGGAUGAAGUGCGAAGCUGCAGCAGCAGCAUACUGUCAAAAGGUGUUGAAGUUGACCACAAUACCAACGAGAGCUUCUGCGCCGACUUUUUGUCGGACGUCAAAAAAAAGCAUGGUCUUGGUCACAACAAAAAAGGUUCACCACAAGAACUCGCCACCCGAGCAAAACUAGAAACGACUUCCACCUCGAAGAUAAAAAGUGGAUCAACAAAUAAAACCACCUCUGCGCCGGAGAGAACAAGUGGCUCCUCGUCGUUCACCCCAACGAACCAGUCUCACACGACGCAGUUUUGCGUGAUGGACUUUGCGGGUAACGCGGUCUCGUUUAUUCAGUCCAACUACAACAAAUUUGGCACGAAUUUCGUCCCGGAAAGCUGCGGUUUUACCCUGCAGAAUCGCGGGGCGAAUUUUCAUCUGCGGGAUAUCAAAUUCAAAAAUUUCUGGGUCUGGAAGAAUGCGCGAUUUGUCAUGCAGCGUUUCCAUGACCCAUGACGUCUGGAAUGCGAGACCCAGCAUGACAGAUUCUUUGAGGUCUCUAUCAUGCCUGUCCUGCAUGAGAAACUCCCUCUCAACUUGGUCAAAAGGGGACAGCUGUUGGCACUCAUGCAACACAGAUUUCUGCAUGAUUCGGAUUUAGCAUGACAAGUUGCAAUCUUCCAGACCCAAGCAUUUUUGCAUUUCAUACGGGACAAAUAUCACCCAAAUUGCGUCGCCGGCGGGAAACGGUAUCCUGUGCAAAAGUAUCGUACUCGUAUUGCAAUCAUGCAUUGCAAAUCUUUUUCUUAAAGUAAAUCAGCAUUAUAAAUUUUCUUUCUCAUGCUGAGGAGAUUCAUUUAUACGAGUACGAUACUUUUGCAAUUCAUAAACGGAGCUAUCAUACGAUUAUCCCCGGAUUGGCCACUACGGUAGGAGUAGGACGAGGAACUUCUUGUAAAUUAGAGCGACGAGGAGGGGAACAAGAUAUUAAGUCUUCAUCUUCGCGAACAAGCACACUUUUGAUGAAUUUGGCUUUCGUGUUCGGAAACAUGGGGGGCUUCAUGCAGCCACAAGGACAUGUGCAGCUGGUCCACAAUUUGAUUGACCGAAAGAUGGACCCGCAGAGGGCGAUAUGCAUCUUCGCAAAUAUGGUCUUUGGGUCUGGAAGAGUGCUGCAACGUUUGCUAUAAUGCUUGUUGUAAUGCUCGAGCCUGUCAUGCACGUAAGAGCCUGUUUUUUUUGUCACGCGGACGAGACGCAGUUUGUCAUGCAGAAUGCUCUUCUACACAUAUUACCAUCUCAGAAACUUGUCAUGGCGGGCGGUCGAAAAAUUUUGCGGUACGAGACCCUCAUGAAGACUCGCCGACCAGCAUGAUCACAAAUUUCCAGGCCACGACAUAUUUUUUUGCAUUGGAUAGGCGAUUGACUUUCCCAGAUUUUGCAUCCAGCCCGCGGGAAACGCGGCGCCGCGGAUCAUUCGUGAUAGGCCUGAUGGAAUAAAGAAGAUGAACUUGGUAGACCACGGCUCUACUACUUCCCAGGACGAGGAAUCGCGACCGGUUGAUGUUACUGGUUCUACCACUGUAGCAGGAGCAGGAACAGCGCCAGGAUUACUCUUUGAUGCCCCGGAUGAAAGAGCGACAACCACAACCCGAGAAAACUGCGAAAACAGAGCUACGAUUUUCCUUGAGCGAGGGCUUGUGUUUGAGAAAGAAGAGGACUUGGUGCUGGCAGUGGACAAAAACCACUGUGCAGAUCAAAAACAUUUAUUUCCUGACCCUCGCGCAGGAGAUGAACCGCAGCACAAUGAUGUUGCGUCGAGAAGCAUUUCAGUUUCUCCUGCAUCGUGUCCACCUGCUAGAAGAAAAACAAAUUGUGGCCUCUUCAGCAAGAACAAUCAACUUGUGUUUGCCGACGGGGCGCAACGGGCGACUUUUGGCCGGGCACAAAUCAUUGGGUAUGCGGAUUUGAUGCGUGGUCGUGGGGAAACAAGCCAAAGCACCAGCAGGGAUGUUGCAAAGGAGAACGAGAUCGGAAGUGGGGAAGAUCUUCACGACGCGAGGAGAAAUAAUUCAGCUGCAGCGCCAGUAGAAGUACAGAAGCAGUUUUUUAGUAGAGUCAGAUGCGCGGGGUCUGAAAGUAGAUGUGACGGUUGUGUAUUCUCUGUGCGGAAAGUGAUAUAAACUAAUUGAAAAGUGAUUUUAUCAACAAUUAUCGCAAAUAAAAUCCAAUGCCAAUGCGUAUGCUGAAUUUGGAAGGCAAGAAACACAAACAAAGAUAAAGAUGAAGAUCCAUAUUAACCCAGAGCAACGAG
Messenger RNA from Amoebophrya sp. A120, 5222 nucleotides. NCBI's taxonomy places the organism in Eukaryota, Dinophyceae, Syndiniales, Amoebophryaceae. The record is from the annotation of a GenBank genome assembly.